This is a messenger RNA of Manihot esculenta (cassava), 5078 nucleotides long. RefSeq names its product translocase of chloroplast 101, chloroplastic. Gene Ontology annotation, molecular function: GTPase activity; GTP binding. The record is from RefSeq and is a predicted model, not a curated record. Bases 401 to 4579 code for a protein of 1392 amino acids. Lineage: Eukaryota; Viridiplantae; Streptophyta; Magnoliopsida; Malpighiales; Euphorbiaceae. Gene Ontology annotation, cellular component: chloroplast outer membrane. Gene Ontology annotation, biological process: protein targeting to chloroplast. The transcript is spliced from 2 exons.
GUCAAACCGCCAUUAAGGGUUUUUAAGCCGCCGCUCUUGAUUUUCUUCUUGAUCUUUUUUCUUUAGUGUUGUAUGCUAAAAGAAAAAAAAAAGGAAAAGAAAAUUCAGGCUAAAGGCUGAGUAACCUGGAUGGUGUGGAAGGGUUCAUGGACCAGCUAUGUGUGGCUCAUUGCUUUCAAAACUAAUAGAACCAAACAUAAUAAUCACAAGAGACAAAACCUAUCCCCGUAUGUCCAUCUUUCACAAGCCUCCAAAACGGAAUCUCCUCUGUGCCUCAAUAGCUCCCUUUUUUCUCAACUACCCAGAAGGACACCACCAGCCAUAAACCCAAGAUUCAAGAAUCAUCACGACACUCCCCUUUUGUUUUCUCUAUUUCCAAUAAAAACAAGAGCUCCAGGUCAUGGCCUCAAUGCCCCAUGUUUCUCUUUCCAAGGUACAAGGGUCCCCUUCUUUGUCCACUUCAUUAUUAUUGCCUGCAGCUUCUCUUCCUAUCCGAGCUCCUAUCACUCCUGAUGAUGAUUCUCUUGAUUAUGAAUCUGCCGAUUAUAUUGAUCAUGCUUAUAGUGAUACUGACACUAGCAGUAGUAUUGAUCAUGGGUCUGAGGAGUAUGUUAGUUGCGAGGAGUUUGAAAGUGCAUCGGAGAAGUUUUUUGCAGGUGACCCAGAUGAUGAAAAGCCUGAGGAGAGUCGCAUUUUGGACAAAUAUCAACUCUCUAAGCCUUUUGUGCCCAACCCAGAUGAAGAAAGUUCGGGAAAUUCCACUGUAAACGAGCAGGAGAGUGGCGUUACUAAUGAACAUAGUCAUGCUGUUGGAUCCUAUAGUCCCGAUUUGCAGCAUAACAUGCCUGUCGCGCAAUUGUCAAUGGAUGAAGAUGAUUUUGAGGAGUUAAUAAGCAACGAAGGAGAUGGCAGAUUUUCGGCUAUUUUUAUUGCACCUAGAGUCAAAGUGCCGGCUGCUGAAGAAGAUAAAGAUGAGUUAUUGUUGCGAAGAGAUCCAUAUGUUGUGAACAAGAUUGAGCUACUACCAGUUGAAGAUAAUGAUGAUUUGCUCUCAGGCAAUUCUGUUAGAGCAGCAGAUCAUAGUGUUCCAAGGUGCGAAGAUGGUAAAUUUGCAGGAAAGGCUUCUCCUAAUGGUUUUGUUUCAGUUGCAUUGACCGAGGAUGAUUCUGACGUGGUUACAUUGGAAGCUCAAGUUGAGAUGGAAAAUAAAGAGAAUUCAGAAAUGAAAGAAAAAGUUAAGCAUGUUGUUGAUGAUCUUGUUUCAAUUGAAUUGCGCAAGGAUGGUGGUCAAGUUGUUGUCCCAAAGGCUUCUAUUGAGUUUUCCAUGGAGAGCAAGGAUGACGCCUUUUUGUCUCAAACGGGCGGCGAUGCUAGGCAAUUUGUUGAAGAAAGGUUGCAACUUGACAAUUUGGAGCAAGAAAAAAUUGAGCGGAUUGGUAUAGAUGGGCACAACAGAAAGAGUUUGGAGAAUGAUUUCAUGGAUCAUGUAUAUGAGCCAUGCGGUGCCAGCCAGCUAAAGGAACAGAUUGCUGAAGUAAUUAAUGGUUGUGGUGAUUCCUGUGAGAGUGAAAUGAAUCAGGUUCAUAACAUUUUGCCACAUAUAGGAGAAUUGAAGGGAGAUGGUACUAUUCUGCUAAAGCAACAGAUGAGUGAGAUAGUUAACAGUUUUAACCAUACAUUUAUAGAUGUAAUUAACCCUGAUGAUGAGUCAAUUCAGAAGAUUGUGCCAGAACCUCAAGAAAUGAAAGUGGAAGUUGUGGGAGUGGAGGAAGAAAAUGCUAUAGAUUUCAUGAAGGGUGAUAAGGGCCGCGUCUUCAAUGGAAGUCUUGCUCUUGAGAAAGGCAGUGAGGACGCUAGUUUAGUUGAAUAUGUAGACAAUGCAUUUGAGGUGAAUGAAAUUCAGACUGAGGAUUUGUUAGGGGAUAGUGACUUGCCUGAAAUAUGUGGAGGUGAUAGAUUGGAAGAAGCAUCUCAGGGAGAUACGAUUUCCCUUGGUAUAAGAGAUGAAGCAAACCAUGAUUCAGAAGAGGUAGGAGGGCAAAAAGGUUUGCUUUCUGAAGGGGUUGAAGAAUUGAUAUUUGAAGGAACUGGAAAUAUUGAGAAUAUCCUGAGUAAAUUGGAAAAAAGUUCAACCUCCUCUCCUUCUCCGAUUGCUGAUGAUUUCCAUGAUCAUCAAGAGACGGUUGAUGGACAGAUUAUUCUCGACCCAGAUGAAAAAUUGGAGACAGAUAAGGAGCAUGAAACAAAAGUAUUUGACUCUGCUACAUUGACUCUUUUGAAAGCAGCAACUGGAGCUGAGUUGGAUGGAGACAGUACCACUGAAACUUUAGUUGAUUCUGGUGUAGUUUCUGUUGGGCGCCCUGCUGGUUCAGGUUCCUCAUUUGACACAAUAAGCCGAGCUUCUCAAUCGGGUAUGAUCAAGGAUGUUGUGAAUAAUGAUACAGGUAAGGAAGAAAAGAAGAUGAUUGAAAAGAUACAACACAUUAGAGUGAAGUACUUGAGGCUUGUCCAGCGACUUGGACAUUCUCUGGAAGAUUCAAUAGUUACACAUGUGCUACACAGGUUGGUCCUAGCUUCAGGGUUACAUGUUCACCAAGAAUCUAACCUUGAAGAUUCUAAGAAAAUGGCCGCACAGCUUGAAGCAGAGGGCAAAGAUGAUUUAGACUUCUGCUUAAACAUUUUAGUUAUUGGGAAAACUGGAGUGGGGAAAAGUGCAACUAUAAAUUCAAUUUUUGGUGAAAAGAAAGCCAUGGUCAAUGCAUUUGAAUCUGGCACAACAAGAGUUGGGGAGAUUGUCGGCAUAAUAGAUGGAGUUAGGUUCAGAAUCCUUGACACCCCAGGUCUCAGAUCCUCUAUGAAGGAAGAAGCUACCAACAGGAGAAUAUUAGCAUCCAUAAAGAAGAUAACCAAGAAGUACCCUCCAGAUGUUGUUCUUUAUGUUGAUCGGCUAGACGCUCACACAAGAGACCUAGACUUGUCAUUGUUAGCCUCACUCACAAAUUCUCUCACUGCGUCGGUAUGGCGAAACGCCAUUGUCAUUCUAACCCAUGCAGCAGCUACUCCUCCAGAUGGACCAUUUGGAUCACCCUUAAGUUUUGAGGUUUUUGUUGCUCAACGAUCACAUAGUGUUCAGCUGGCUAUCAGCCAAGCAGUUGGUGAUCUGCGUCUAAUGCAUCCAAGUAUGAUGCGUCCUGUAUGUCUUGCUGAGAAUCAUCCGUCAUGUGAAAGGAACAAAGAAGGACAAAGUAUCCUCCCCAAUGGACAAAGUUGGAGACCCCAAUUGUUACUUUUGUGUUACUCAUUGAAGAUUUUAUCAAAAGUGAGUUCUCUAACCAAGCCUGUAGAUCCUUUUGAUCACAAGAAGCUGUUUGGCUUACAACUACAUCUACCUCUGGCCCACUUGGUAUCUUCUCUAUUGCAGUCUCGCCCUCAUCCAAAACUCGCUGCUGAGCAAGGUGGUGAUGAUGUUGAUUCGGAUGUGGAAUUGAUAGAUUUAUCAGAUUCUGAUGGAGAAAAUGAGUAUGACCGACUUCCACCAUUCAAGCCUCUGAAGAAAUCUCAGGUUAAUAAGCUCUCCAGAAAGCAAAAGAAAGCAUAUUUUGAUGAGUAUGAUUAUCGAGUGAAACUCCUACAAAAGAAGCAGUGGAGAGAGGAGGUGAAAAGGUUGAAGGUGCUCAAGAAGAAAAGCAAAGAUAGCAGAAGAGAAGAUGUGGACCAGGAAGAUGCAAGUCCAGCAACAGUGCCAGUUCCCAUGCCUGAAUUUGUCCUCCCGCAUUCCUUCGACAGUGACAAUCCUUCUUACAGGUACCGAAUGUUAGAGCCUGCGCCACAGCUUCUUGUGAGACCAGUUCUGGACUCAAAGGGUUGGGACCAUGAUUGUGGGUAUGAUGGUGUUAGUCUUGAAGGAAAUCUUGCCCUUGCUGGUCAGUUCCCAGGUGCAUUUACUGUUCAAAUCACAAAGGACAAGAAAGAUUUUAAUAUCCACUUAGAUUCCUCAAUUUCUGCAAAGCAUGGAGAAAAUGGAUCAACAAUGGCAGGAUUUGACAUCCAGACAAUUGGGAGCCAACUUGGAUAUAUCCUCAGGAGCGAAACAAAAUUCAAAAAUUUUAAGAUAAACAAAACAUCUGCUGGGAUAUCCAUUACUAAGCUGAGUAAAAAUGUGGCCACAGGACUGAAAAUUGAGGACCAAAUUGGUAUCGGAAAGCUCUUGGCUUUGGUGGGAAAUGCUGGUGCUGUAAGAUCUGGAGGUGAUACAGCAUAUGGAGCCAACUUGGAAGUUCACCUCAAGAGCAAAGAGUUUCCAGUAGAGCAAGAUGAAUCGACAUUAGGAUUGUCUCUAAUGAAGUGGAGAGGUGAUCUUGGUGUAAUGGCCAAUUUACAAUCUCAAUUCUCUAUUGGUCGAAACUCGAAAAUGGCUAUCAAUGUUGGAAUGAACAACAGACAAAGUGGACAGAUCACCAUCAAGACCAGUAGCUCAGAACUGCAGAUUGCACUCAUCAGUAUGAUCCCAAUGGCAAUAUCCUUAUUGAAGAGUAUUUAUCCAGGAUCGGACCUGAGAAACCGAGGAGACCAUCAGUGAGUUAGUUGUUCCAGUGUCAGGCAGAGGUGAGUAGAACAAAACUACUUAUUAUUUUUUUAAAGUAACUAAACUUUCGAGCAUAUUCAUGCAUCACGAUUGCCAUGUUUAUAGGUUGUUGCAUUAGAAUUCACGAAUAUGAUGUAUUGCAUAAUUUGCUGUUGAUGUAGAUAGAUAUUGAAUGACCCACUAGCCCUCGAGCAGGUUAUGAUAUGAUACGGAUAUGGAAGACCAAGGCCGCCCAUUCUACGCGUCCUGGCACUAUGUAAGGGAAAGAUCAGGGUUGCCCAGUCUAUGCCCCUGGCACAGUUGGAUAUGUUAUGUUAUGAUUAAGUGAAAGUCCUAAGGAGCUCCCGUUGUGGGCCGGGCACUUGGAUAUGCAGAGGGUUACUGGUGACAAGUCCAUCUGUGAUGUGAAUUGUUUGUGUUGUGAUGCAUUUCAUAAAAGCAUAUGUUUAUAAAUUGUUUUAUUGUUCUGCUCACUGGGCUUUAGUAGCUCACC